CGGAGCUAUUACGCUAGAACGAACUGAGAUCCUCUGCGAUGGCAAGAAUGGAUUACCUUUUUAUCAACGUUGUCUGUCUUCUUAUAACUGCCAGAGCAGUUGAUAGUAUAUCAACUAAACAGACAGAACAACUUUGUGGCGAAGACGCUGUUUUGACUUGUACGGCAUCACCCAGACCUGGAGUCUUAUACAGAUCUAUGAUAUGGUACAAGGUCACUGGAGAGCCCUCUGAAAAGCUGACUGGUUUACUGAUGAAGAAGCUGACACAAAAUAAUGACACAGUUUUGAGGUACAAAAGCUGGACACGACAUGUAGAGCUGUCUGAGGAUUCCCUGGAUCUAUUUCUGCCCAAUGUGACUGCAGAGGAUACUGGGAAAUAUAGAUGCUUCAUGGCAGCUCCUGUGGGUCAUCAGAACCAGGAGGGAGAUGUCCUCCUCACAGUCUAUGGUUGUCCAGAAUCCAGGAGAAAGGAUACAUUAUAUUUGGUCUGCGCUAUAGUUUUGCUUGUGGUGGCACUGCUCCUGUUCACUAUAAGUUAUGUUUGCCUGAGGAAUACACUACAUAACAGCAAGAAACUCUUCAAGACAUCCCAUCAGUCAAAGGAUUUGAUCUAUACCAUGGAUUCAAAACAGUCAGGAUCCAAGAUUUUUCCAGAGGUCUGUGUGUGAUGAUGCUGUGAUGAAGUCACCGAGAAUUGAAUGGUAACAUAACAGUGCAGUGAAAGAAAGUGAGGCUGACCAGAAGAGAUGAAUGGAUGCCUCAGGAUCUUGGCUCUCUACAUCUUCAACAUGGGAGCAUGAAAAAAGAUCAGUGUGUCAGUGUGGAGUACUGUUGGUGUUGACGACCAAAGGAGAGAAGGAAAGAACAAGAGAAGGCUUUCAAGAAAACACCAGAUACUGUGUGCUUGGUGCUGGCCAGAUUGAGGAACGGGGACAGUACCUUGAGAGUUUGGGGUUUUCAUU
Messenger RNA from Chanos chanos (milkfish), 962 nucleotides. It is a transcript of the gene cd83, whose product is annotated as CD83 molecule. The record is from RefSeq and is a predicted model, not a curated record. NCBI's taxonomy places the organism in Eukaryota, Metazoa, Chordata, Actinopteri, Gonorynchiformes, Chanidae. The transcript has 5 exons. Bases 39 to 668 code for a protein of 209 amino acids.